Molecule: messenger RNA, 621 nt
Organism: Lodderomyces beijingensis
Lineage: Eukaryota; Fungi; Ascomycota; Pichiomycetes; Serinales; Debaryomycetaceae
Source: the annotation of a GenBank genome assembly
AUGACAAGUUUCUCGAGUUUUUUGCCUAUUUUGCUUAUUUUUUUAUUGCCCCUCCACCGUGUCGUUGUUUGUUCAGCUUUACUAACGUUUUAAAAUUUUACAGUGUCAAGAUUAAACGAAUAUCAAGUGAUUGGUCGUCGUUUGCCCACUGAGGCCGCUCCAGAACCAAAGUUGUUCCGCAUGAGAAUCUUUGCCCCCAACACCGUUGUUGCCAAGUCCAGGUACUGGUACUUUUUGCAAAAAUUACACAAGGUCAAGAAGGCCUCGGGUGAAAUUGUUUCCGUGAACAUCAUCAGCGAAGCCAAGCCAACCAAGGUCAAGACUUUUGGUGUCUGGAUCAGAUACGACUCCAGAUCAGGUAUCCACAACAUGUACAAGGAAUACAGAGACGUUACCAGAGUCGGUGCCGUUGAGACCAUGUACCAGGAUUUGGCUGCUAGACACAGAGCUAGAUUUAGAAGUAUCCACAUCUUGAAGGUUGUUGAGUUGGAGAAGGCCGACGAUGUCAAGAGACAGUACGUUAAGCAAUUCUUGACCAAGGAUUUGAAAUUCCCAUUGCCACACAGAGUCCAGAAACAAAAGAAGUUGUUCCAAGCUCACGCUCCAACUACCUUCUACUAG